AUGAAGGUCACCUCCGCUGACCCCGCCGUGGAGAAGGAUGCCGGCGAUGGUGUCAAGGCGUGGAAUUCAGGUGGCAACCAACUUUUGGCCAGAAGGGUCAUGCAAUUCACCAUGUUCCUUGUUGGGUUUGCUGUGUUGUGGAUGUUUCUCUAUAACUCUGCUUCUCCUUUUGGAUUCCCUACCUUCUCACAUUACUUCAUUGAUGACUCAGCAAAAGCAGAAUAUGAUCCAAAGCUAGAGAGUAUUCUUAAAAACGCAUCUAUGAAGGAUAAGACAGUCAUAAUCACAACUCUAAAUGACGCAUGGGCAGAGCCAGGUUCCAUAUUCGACCUCUUUCUUGAGAGUUUUCGCCUAGGGAACCAGACAAAGAAGUUUUUGAAUCACUUGGUGGUAAUAACUUGGGACCGAAAGGCACAUGCUCAUUGCCUUGUUUUGCACAAGCAUUGUUACCAUCUUGAAACUAAAGGUGAAAAUUUCACCGGUGAAGCAUUUUUCAUGACCGCAGACUACCUAAACAUGAUGUGGAGAAGAAUUGAAUUCCUCGGUUCUGUGCUUGAUAUGGGGUACAACUUUGUGUUCACGGAUACUGAUAUAAUGUGGCUUAGAGACCCUUUCAAGCGAUUUUACAAAGAUGCAGAUUUCCAAAUAGCUUGUGAUUUUUUCAACGGCAAUUCAUAUGACUUAAACAACUAUCCAAAUGGAGGGUUUAAUUAUGUUAAAUCCAAUAACCGAACUAUCAGGUUCUACAAGUUCUGGUUCAACUCUAGGAGAUCCUAUCCCAAGUUGCAUGACCAGGAUGUGCUCAACAAGAUUAAAAAGAGCUCCUUCAUUUCCAACAUGAAGCUGAAGAUUAGGUUCCUCACCACUGAUUAUUUUGGAGGGUUUUGUCAGCAUGCAAAGGACUUCAACAAGGUCUCAACAAUGCAUGCCAAUUGCUGUGUUGGUUUAGAAAACAAAGUCAGUGAUCUCAAAAUUUUGCUUGAGGAUUGGAAGAAGUAUGUGGCACUGCCUGAAAAUGAGAAAAAACAGUCUUAUCCUUCUUGGAGCGUAAGCUGCAGGUAA
Molecule: messenger RNA, 1062 nt
Organism: Sphenostylis stenocarpa
Lineage: Eukaryota; Viridiplantae; Streptophyta; Magnoliopsida; Fabales; Fabaceae
Source: the annotation of a GenBank genome assembly